Taeniopygia guttata (zebra finch) is the source of this 5978-nucleotide messenger RNA. RefSeq names its product DnaJ heat shock protein family (Hsp40) member B14 (gene DNAJB14). The record is from RefSeq and is a predicted model, not a curated record. Gene Ontology annotation, molecular function: Hsp70 protein binding. Gene Ontology annotation, biological process: cellular response to misfolded protein. NCBI's taxonomy places the organism in Eukaryota, Metazoa, Chordata, Aves, Passeriformes, Estrildidae. Gene Ontology annotation, cellular component: endoplasmic reticulum membrane.
CGCCGCGCUGGGGCUGCGGCAGCGCCGGGGCCGCGGCGGGAUGAGCCCUGCGGAGUGAGCGCAGCCCCGCCUGCCGCCCCGCGCCGCGCUCGGCGCCUCCGCCCCGCCCGCCUCCGCGCUGGCUUCGGGCCCCUUCUCUCUGCGCUGCGGCGGGCGGAGGCGGCGGAAGGAGAAGCCCAUGGAGGGGAACCGGGACGAGGCCGAGAAGUGCAUCGGGAUCGCGCGGGAGGCGCUGGAGGCCGGGAACCGCGACCGCGCCCUCCGCUUUCUGGGCAAGGCGCAGAAGCUCUACCCGACCGAGACGGCCCGAGUUUUGUUGGAAGCUAUUAUGAAGAAUGGAAGUACUGCUGGGGGAGGCGCUUACUGCCGAAAACCAGCCAGUAACAGUGAUCAAAGUAAGCCAAAUAGCACAAAGGAGAGCAAUGCAUCUGCUGCAGGUGAAAGUGGAAAAGGCUACAGCAAAGACCAAAUGGAAGGAGUAUUAAGUAUAAAGAAAUGUAAAAAUUAUUACGAAGUCCUUGGAGUGUCAAAGGAUGCAGGGGAAGAAGACUUAAAGAAGGCUUAUAGAAAACUUGCUUUGAAAUUCCACCCAGACAAAAACCAUGCACCAGGAGCAACAGAGGCUUUUAAAAAAAUUGGAAAUGCGUAUGCUGUGCUGAGUAAUCCAGAAAAGCGAAAGCAGUAUGACCUUACAGGCAGUGAAGAGCAAACUUGUAAUCACCCUAGCAAUGGCAGAUUUAACUUCCAUAGAGGUUGUGAAGCAGAUAUUACUCCAGAGGAUCUGUUCAACAUGUUUUUUGGAGGGGCCUUUCCAACAGGUAAUGUACACUCAUUUUCUAAUGGUCGUGCUGGCUACAGCCAUCCCAACCAGCACCGUCAGAGCGGGCACGAGAGGGAGGAAGAGAGGGGUGAUGGAGGUUUCUCUAUGGUCAUUCAGCUGAUGCCUAUUAUUGUGUUGAUCUUUGUCUCCUUGUUGAGCCAGUUGAUGGUAUCUAACCCUCCUUACGCCUUAUACCCAAGAUCAAGUACAGGGCAGACCAUAAAAAUGCAGACAGAAAAUUUGGGUGUCAUUUAUUAUGUCAAUAAGGACUUUAGAAAUGAAUACAAAGGAGUGUCAUUACAGAAAGUGGAAAAGAGUGUGGAAGAAGAUUAUGUAUCUAACGUUCGUAAUAACUGUUGGAAGGAGAGGCAACAAAAAACAGACUUACUUUAUGCAGCAAAAGUAUAUCGAGACGACCGCCUCCGAAAGAAAGCAGAAUCCAUGUCCAUGGAGAACUGCAAAGAACUAGAACGGCUGACCAGCCUCUACCGAGGAGGAUGAGCUACAGUUACACACACAUCUUACCUAUGCUGUUAUCUCUCCUGAAACUGAGAAGAGAUUUAGUUUCACCAUGGAUGCUGGAAAAGAGGGUGGAUGUAAAACUCUACUGUGUAGCUGUUUCCAGAAACCUUAUGCUGAAAUAUCAUUUAACGGCUUCUUUACCUACUGUGAAAUAUAGGUAACUUUAAUUGUUUAGAUUUUACUUCAAAGCUUCUGUGAAUUCUUUCAGCAGAGAGAAUAGCUCAGAAAGGAUGCUAUACUUGUAGAGACUUAGUCAUAGUGGUUCUCCUCUAACAUAUUUGCCAUGUAAAUAUCUGUGGAAAGAACACUUUGUGUAUAUAUGAGUUAAAUGACUUUCUAUUUAAAAAUCUCAGAAAUUUAGUUCCAUACUACAUUUUGUCUCACUGAUGGAAUAAAUAGUAUGAUUACAUCACUCCUAUUCAGAUGUCAAGUGUGUGGAGUUAAAACAAUAAUUUUUAAUAUUUUAUCUCUAACUCUAUGUAAAAUCUUCUAGGUUUACCACUUAGAGGAACUUGGUAUUUUUAAAUAUAAUGGCAUAUAUUCCUAAAUAUCUGUUGGGGUAAAUUGAUCUGGUGUAGAGUAGCAGUUUAGCUGUUGUAGUUUUUUAGCAUUUCUAAGCAAUGCUGAGAAAAAUAAGAACUAUACUAGUCUCUUUUCAAAGUAAAUUUGCAAAUGCUGUACAGACCAUUAUAAACAUUGCUUUUAGUACUUGCAACAGUUUACAGCAGCUCUACCAUUUGGUAUUCCAGUAGUAGUAAUUCCAUAUGUAUGGUUAACAUGCAUCCAUAGCUUCCUUAAUUUUCACCAGAAAGGUAGAGGAAAACAUGCAACACUAAAAUAUUAACACUAAAAAAAAAAGGCAACCUAAUUUUUUUUUUCCUGGCAGGCUUCCAUUUUCUUACAACUUUUUUAUUUCAAGCUAGGUCCCAAUACUGAUUCCUCAAUGGGCACCGCAAGUGGAACAGGGAAAUUUUCCUAAGGACAAGCUAUGUGCCUUUCAACCCUUUUGCCAACUAUUUAAAUGCUUUGCUGCUUUGCAGUGUGCUCCUAUGGUCAGAGCCGUAUCACUUGUCAAAAGAGGUAGGGUAUGUGUUUUUUGGGACCAGAAUGUAGCUGGACUGACUUGGUAGAAAUGAGCAAGCCUACUGUUUGGCUCCUCCAUAGAAGAUCAUGUAACUCAGUGGCCUGGAAAUGGAAACUAUAUGUAGCCACACCUGCUGAUGCAAAGAGGUGUUCUGAAGCAGCUAAGUACAAUGUACUUAAGGUUUAUCAAAGUAUGUUGAAAAUGUUUUUAGGUUCAGUAGCUGAUGUUUUUUACAUUUUAACAGUGUUAUACAGGGGAAUGUUUCUUGUAUUUGAGAAUGCCAGAUAGCUUGUAUUACAGGCAAUAUAUUUUGUUUGAGAAAACUGCUAUCUUUGGACAAUGCUAUCAGUUCAUGUGGAGCCAAAUAUUUCUCCUAAACUGAAAAUUUGAAUACUUUGUCUGACUUCAUUGCAAUUCCUUCUGAUCUACAGCAGGAUAUGACUUUACAAAUACACUAAAUGCUACUACUCUAAGUGACCCAGAAAACAUUUUGCAUAUCCCUUUUCCAAAUUGUCCCAGUGGAAAUGUCUUCUCUUGAAUUGGUGUAACAUGAGACUGGCUGCAGGCUUUUAACUAAGCAGCUAAACCAGCAUUCAAGGUGGACAUAAAAGCCUGGGGCACAAAACAGAAAAAAAAUUGCUGAAACAACAAAAAAAAUGUGUUGCUGUACUGAAUGCCCUUACUAAGGCUAUAGUAAAAGGGUUCAGAUGUAAUGGAAAGGCAUCCAGUUGUUUGAAAUAUGCAAUCAAAAUCUAUGGAGAAAACGAGAUUCCCCAGAUUUUGUAACUGUCCAGAAUGUAUUGUAAUUAUAUUAAUGAAAACAAACUAUCAAAAUACAUCCUGGUACUCCUGUGUCUUCUUAAAAGAAGAAAGUUGUUCCAAAGGCUUUAACAAGUACUUAGACCUUCCUGUUUACAAAUGAGUCUGAGCUUGCAAGUGAUCUUUUAGUUAACAGGAAAAAGGAUAUAUAACACAUUUAUCAAAUAUUGGAACUGUAAAGUCAGAGUGAACAGAUGGUCUUAGCAAAGCUGCCUGUAAUAAUCCUAUGGGCUGUGUCUGUCCUGAAGCCACUUCUGGUGCAGGUGAGAAGUGGGGAAAUGGAUGGAUGCUGAGCUGUGUCAGCUGGGUUCCAUUCCUGUCAGUUCUUCUGCAAGCUGGAAUGAUGUGCUGGCUGUGCCCUAUGGCAACACAGAUAUCCCGUAAGGUUAAAAGUGAGACCUAGACCGCAACAUUUCAUUUGACUACCUUGCAAUUAGCACUUUCUGAAAAGGAAAUAAUAUGUUUAUACUGGUGGAAGUAUGCUGCUUAGAAUUUAACAGAUUAAAUACUUGCACACUUUGAAAUAUGUAGUAAUGUGCAAAAGGAUGCUGUGAUGUCCUGUGGCAUAAAGAUUAAGCUGCUCUAAAUAUGGCCUGCAAACACUCUUAUAAUAUUUCAAGUGGGUGUUUUUCUCUUCAUGAUUGUUGCUUUUUUCCUCAAGUCUGAAGGGUUGUUUUGGGUUUUUUUUCUUCAGAAAUGUCAAUAUCUUCCCUGGAUUUGUUGAGGGAAUCUGCUGGAAAGUACAGAAUUAAUUUUCUCAUGAGCAAAAUGCAAAUUGAAGAGGGUGGAGUACUUAAAUCUUUUCAGAUGACCUUUCUUCAGAAGGAAAAGUUCUCAUUAAAAUAAGAUAUUGGAAAGAAAAGAGAAAAACAACACUGUUUUUGAACAGCCUGACUAAAAAUCCCUCAAGAUUUUAGCUACAUGCUCCUUACUGUUUUUAUUUAGUGAUUACCUUUCAUUUAAUCUAGAGUUAAAGAUAGCACGAGCAUGGGUUCUUGGUUUUAUCCUUUAAAAGGGCACGCAGAAAAGCCUGGCAAAAAGAGAAAAAUCUUGGCAUGACUCUGACAUAGCCUAAUGAAAAAAGGAGGUGAUUUGCAUCUGCUGAAAUAUAACAUCAAUAUGUGUUCUAUUUAUGGAGCAUCCUGAGUCACAAGUGAGUUCAGUGUUCACAUCUGAUGAACAUUUCCCUACAAGUUCUCUGUUUGGGUAAAACAAGUCUAAAUUGGAAUUUUUAACUGUUUUUUAAAUGGUCAUUUUUCUUUUAACAAGUUUCCAAGAAAUGGGAGAACAUUGCAGCACUAAAUAUGUAACAGAUGAAUUUAAAUAGACGUUAGAGACAACUUUAAAUAAUAAAUAUUUUUAAUAUAAUUUUGUAACAAAUGCUGUGAAAGGAUUAAAAUGGGAGGGCAAGAAUAUUUUUUAAGGUUGUUUGUUCAUAAAUUUCAUUCACCAUUAAGCAGUUGUUAUUCUGACUCCUUGUAGCUCUGUCAAAUAGAAGGAAAGUGUAAUAGUAAAAGCAUUUUGAUUUUAAAAAAUACAGGUAAUAUUAAAUAAAUUCUUGAAGCUAUAACUUACUUACACAAAAUAUAAUGCAAUAAAUAUAGGAAAGAAAUAGGCCAUUUGUUGUGGUUUGGGCGCAGCCAUGGAUAAGCACCGUGCAGCCAGCUGCUCUCACCCCCACAGCACGAUGGGGAAAAUUGUACUCAGGUAAAACCUGUGGGUUGAGAUGACAGCAGUUUCAUCAUCGAAACAAAAUCAGAUACCAGUGAUCAACAGCAAUGAAAAGGGACACAAGGGAGAGAGGAAGUGAUGCCCAGUGCAAUUGCUCACCACACUCUGACCCAUGCCCUGCCUGUCCCUGAUGAGCAGUCAGCAGCUCCUGACCAACCUCCCCAGUUUAUACACUGACUAUGAGGGGCUCCAUGGGAUGGAAUUGCCCUUUGGCACACCCAGGUUUGCUGUCCUGGCCGUGCUCCCUCCCAGCUUCUUGUGCACCUGCUCACUGCCAGAGCGUGGGAAACUGAAAAAUCCUGGAUUUAGGGUAAGCACUGCUCAGCAACAGCCAAAGUAUCAGUGUGUUACCAACGUUAUUCUCAUACUGAAUCCAAAGCACAGCACUGUACCAGCUGCUUGGAGGAAAAGUAACUCCUCUCUCCCCGCUGAAAGCAGGACACCAUUAUAAACUAUACUUCCCAUACUGCUCAGUCUGGCAGGAAUUAGGUUUGAGUAUUGGGCUUCUCCAUGUUUUUAGAAAUAAUAUUAAAAUACACUGUUUAGUUAAAAUGUUAUCCUUCAUGUAAGAUACGCUUCUCCCUCCAGUACUGGUUUAUUCCACAUAUAGAAUGACUGUCAUUGGGAUGGGAGAAUAAAUUCCCAUUAAUAGCAAUACAGGAGCCAUCUCAUAGAUGCUUUUGCAUAGCUUUUAUUCAAAAUGUGACAGGGAAAUAAGUAAAAUUGAUCAUUGAGCAUCAUGGCUGCAAAUAAUUUUUUAAAAGUUGCAUUUUUAAACAUAUUUACUGCAUAGUAGGGAAUAUUUUAAUAAAUGAGAAGACCAAGGUUGUCCCAGGUAGCAUUUUCAAAAUACUACCAGAAGCUCACAUGAUGAUUUUAUGGGAUUCUCUUUUAAGUAUCUCUAUAAUAUGACCAAGUCCUUAUCAAAUUGCUGUGUGUGCAUGGCUUGGAUUAAGAAGGAGGUAUGGAUUCUCAGUAUUCAAAUAAAUUUGUUCUUUUGAA